CCAUCAGAUGAUGGACCCCGUCCAGAUUUCAAUAUAAAAGCGGUGAGCCCCCGAUGCAAGUCAAACCAUUCUCCCCUUGUGAUCAUCCCAGAGAACAUCUCAGCUCCAAAACACUCCUUCAACAUGGUUCGUCCAGUUAUUGCUUUGAUCGUAGCUGCCAGCUGCCUGUGCGCAGUCUUUGCCGCACCUGCCGAGGCUGAAGCCAAGCAGGACCUGAAGACUUCAAGCACCUACGGACUUGGAUACGCCUCGCCGUACUACGGCGGAUACAGUGGAUACGGCGGAUACGGCGGAUACGGAGGACUUGGCGGAUACGGAGGUUACCCAUAUGGCGGAUAUGGAGGCUAUGGACGUUACGGAGGAUACGGAGGAUACUCCGGAUACGGAGGCUAUGGCGGAUAUGGACACGGAGGAUACUACGGAGGAUACCCAGGAUACGGAGGUCUCUUCGGCUAAACAAAAAUCUUGCUCAAAUUUUCUGAAAAUGUGGAGAACAAUGUCAGUUUGAAACUCUUCCCAGUGUGAAAAUGCCUGCCACUUCUAGUUUUAAGACAGAAAACUCUCUUCAUAUAAUUAUUAUCCAUCGUAAACCUCAAUUUAUAAAUAAUAAUUUAUUUUCUAGGUCUAUGUUUUGAAAUAUUUUAUCAAAAAAUUAAACUCUCAAUAUUUUUUGCUUAGGAUCUUUGCUUGCUAUCAUUAUGAAAAUUACUGUGAAUCAAAGUACCACAUGUUACCAAUCAUUUGUAAAAACGUGUUCUAUGUACCCAUUGUAAUUUUGUAAUAUUUUCCUAAUAAAUUUUAAUACAAUUUCUUAAAA
Nilaparvata lugens (brown planthopper) is the source of this 817-nucleotide messenger RNA. Its product is annotated as keratin-associated protein 19-2. Lineage: Eukaryota; Metazoa; Arthropoda; Insecta; Hemiptera; Delphacidae. Bases 124 to 456 code for a protein of 110 amino acids. The transcript has 3 exons. The record is from RefSeq and is a predicted model, not a curated record.